AUGUCAAAUCAUCAAUCUAAGAAAUCCAAGAAAACUCCAAGCAUAAAUAUCCUAGAUGAUGAGUCUUCUAGAAGUGAAGCGCCUAAUGGAGAUAAAAAUCAAGAAAUUCAAUCAAUACAACCAAGAUUUGAGUCUCCUCGCGUUGAUCGCUCUAGUUCGAUGAGUUUUAUUAAAGAUGUUACCCAAAAACUUCCACGAAAUACAGUUACUCAAUGUAAAAUGUAUAGAGAAAAGCGAGGUCUUGCAUUAUCUUACGUUUAUCAAUUAUUUGGAGAGGAAGACCAACCAAUUUUUGUUGCUAAGACAGAAUCUACUAUGUUUUCAACAAAAUUUUCUGUGAUAGAGACUGUUACUGGUAACAAAAUUGGUAAAAUAGAAUCAAAUAUAACAUCAUUAGUUUAUAAAGUUACUGGACCUAACGAAACCAUUAAAAUUGAAUAUAACGAGAAUUUCAUGGGUCGUCAUGGUCCAAGAGCUUUUACAAUGACAAUUGAAGACCCAGAAAGGCCAAAAAUCUUUGUGUUAAAGCCUCCAAUUGUUUUGAAUGGCGAAUACUACCAGAACUUCCAUGAUUUAAAGACAGCUCCAAGUAUCAAAAAUUUCAUUUGUGUACCUCAAAACGAAUUCUGCGAGGAAGUUUGUAUUUUCGUUAGGAAUCCAGAUAAUUCGUUCACUUUACGUGUCAAAGAACCAUUUUCUCUUUUUGAAGCUUUUGCAUUAGCAUUAACUAGUUUACAUACUGGAAUUUUCCAUCGUUAA
Trichomonas vaginalis G3 is the source of this 759-nucleotide messenger RNA. RefSeq names its product tubby c-terminal domain-like family. Bases 1 to 759 code for a protein of 252 amino acids. Lineage: Eukaryota; Parabasalia; Trichomonadida; Trichomonadidae. The record is from RefSeq and is a predicted model, not a curated record. The transcript has a single exon.